Molecule: messenger RNA, 5643 nt
Organism: Miniopterus natalensis
Lineage: Eukaryota; Metazoa; Chordata; Mammalia; Chiroptera; Miniopteridae
Gene: PIK3R3
Product: phosphoinositide-3-kinase regulatory subunit 3
Biological process (GO): insulin receptor signaling pathway; phosphatidylinositol phosphate biosynthetic process
Cellular component (GO): phosphatidylinositol 3-kinase complex
Molecular function (GO): 1-phosphatidylinositol-3-kinase regulator activity
Source: RefSeq, a predicted model, not a curated record
GUUAAAAUGAAACUAGUGACUGGAGUCAGAGCAGAGCGUGAGGGAAGCCGGCACCGGCGAGGCUGCUUGCAGCCGGGCGGGAGCCCCCAGCCAAACGGAGCUAACUGGACUCUCCAACGGGCCCCGGUCCCGAGGCUGCAGCAGCUUGGUUUACAAGCCCGAACAGACGGAGCCCGAGUCCCAGCCCCUGAGGGGAUCGCUCUCUGCAGACCAGUUGGACCCCGAAACUUGAAUGCAAUACCCAGCCCCCUUUUUAUGCCUUCCUUUGUCACUUCUCUACCUUGCUCCCAGCGCAUUUUUUUCUUUUCUUCAGUCGUCAUUUACCAGAGGACACAAAAGUGGCUUCCGCGGGAAGAUUUGGAGGUGGUGGGAGCUCUUCUCUUUGAAGAGCGACUGUGUAAAAGGGGUUUGGGGGAAGCCGCUUUUUAACACCUUUGCCUUCCGGCCCCUCCUCCCCCCAGCUUCUUUGUACCUACCGGACGAGCAAAGCCCGUAGAUUGAAAGUUCGGGGGCAUUUUGCUGGAUAUUGUAGAGGAGAGAGGUGGAGGACCUCGUCCUCGUUCUGGUAGUUGCCUGGACUUGUACUGGCCGUUGGAAACCCUGAAGUACAUUUCCGUGUGGGACUUUUACAAAUAUAUAUUUUUAAAUAUCAGAUAAAAAAUAUAUGCUUUCUAUAUAUUUCUUGACGACCUGCCCCUGACAGCGCGAUGUACAAUACCGUGUGGAGUAUGGACCGCGAUGACGCAGACUGGAGGGAAGUGAUGAUGCCCUAUUCGACAGAACUGAUAUUUUAUAUUGAAAUGGAUCCUCCAGCUCUUCCACCAAAGCCACCUAAGCCAAUGACUUCACCUGUUACAAAUGGAAUGAAGGACAGUUCUGUUUCUCUUCAGGAUGCAGAAUGGUACUGGGGGGAUAUUUCAAGGGAGGAGGUAAAUGACAAAUUAAGGGACAUGCCAGAUGGUACCUUCUUGGUCAGAGAUGCCUCAACAAAAAUGCAGGGAGAUUAUACUUUGACUUUACGGAAAGGAGGCAAUAAUAAGUUAAUAAAGAUCUAUCAUCGAGAUGGUAAAUAUGGCUUUUCUGACCCUCUGACAUUUAAUUCUGUGGUGGAGCUCAUUAACCACUAUCAUCAUGAAUCUCUUGCUCAGUACAAUCCCAAACUUGAUGUGAAGCUGAUGUACCCAGUGUCCAAAUACCAACAGGAUCAGUUGGUAAAAGAAGAUAAUAUUGAUGCAGUAGGUAAAAAACUGCAGGAGUACCAUUCUCAGUAUCAGGAAAAGAGUAAAGAGUAUGACAGGCUAUAUGAAGAAUAUACCAGAACAUCCCAGGAAAUACAGAUGAAGCGGACUGCAAUUGAAGCCUUUAAUGAAACAAUUAAAAUAUUUGAAGAGCAGUGUCACACGCAAGAACAAUAUCGCAAAGAAUAUAUUGAGCGAUUUCGCAGGGAGGGAAAUGAAAAGGAAAUUGAACGAAUUAUGAUGAAUUAUGACAAAUUGAAAUCACGUCUGGGUGAGAUUCAUGAUAGCAAAAUGCGCCUAGAGCAGGAUUUGAAGAAACAAGCUUUGGACAACCGGGAAAUAGAUAAAAAAAUGAACAGUAUCAAACCUGACCUGAUCCAGCUGCGCAAGAUCCGUGAUCAACAUCUUGUAUGGCUCAAUCACAAAGGAGUGAGACAGAAACGCCUAAAUGCCUGGCUAGGAAUCAAGAAUGAGGAUGCUGAUGAGACCUAUUUUAUCAAUGAUGAAGAUGAAAACCUGCCCCAUUAUGAUGAGAAAACCUGGUUUGUUGAAGAUAUCAAUCGAGUACAAGCAGAGGACUUGCUUUAUGGGAAACCUGAUGGUGCAUUCUUAAUUCGCGAGAGUAGCAAGAAAGGAUGUUAUGCUUGCUCUGUGGUUGCCGAUGGGGAAGUGAAGCAUUGUGUGAUCUACAGCACUGCCCGGGGCUAUGGCUUUGCAGAGCCCUACAACCUGUACAGCUCACUGAAGGAGCUGGUGCUCCACUACCAGCAGACAUCCCUCGUUCAGCACAACGACUCCCUCAACGUCAGGCUUGCCUAUCCUGUCCAUGCACAGAUGCCCUCAUUCUGCAGAUAAAGAGGGAGUGGGAAGAGAGGUGGCUCUCUAGCAUUUUUUUCUACAGUUUUUAUUAGACUAUGAGGGCAUUCUUUCUACGUAGACUGCUUGUUUUGCACAAGAAGUGAUUCUGUGAAUGUGAAGUGGAGAGGCCGAGCAGCAGCCGGCCAGGAUGGGAGCGUAAGGGGCCCAAGGUUCUCUGGGACCCAGCUGUGCUGCUGCACUAGCAUAGGAAGCUGGAAGCAGAUGUUGUUUUUUUGGGAAUUCUGUUUCAUUGGUUAUUUGUUGUUGUUUUUUCAGCCAUGCACCCUCAACAGAACACAUUAGGUUUAGGGGGGGGGUUUGUAUCUGCAAGUUUCUGAAGAGUCCAUGUCCUCCUUGGGUCUUCAACUCUGAGAAUGCUGUUGGGGUGUGGCUCUGCGGGGAGUUGUGUUUUGAUCUGGCAGUCUCUCUUAACUUCCUCCCAAAGAGAAGGCUGUUUGGUUCUGUGGUAGAAUGGCAUUCGGUGAAAAAGACAACCAAAGUAAAACUGGGAGGCUUGGGAUUUCAUCUACAGACUCUCAGUUAAGGGGGUAAAAACCCUUCAACUGAAGGUCCUGUAUUUCUUAACCAACAUAAUUUAGGUGUCAGCGUCUCAUAGCUCCUCCCUCUAAAGAAGCGCUGUUUAGAAACCAAAUUGAUCCCAGCAAAACAAUGUUUGUUGCCAGACUAAGGUCUGAUGGAAGAAGGCAGCACUCAUGUCUGAAUGCACACUUCUGUACCAAAACUUGAAAAUAAAAGGAAAGCUAGAAUUUGUUAGUUUUAGCAAACACUAAAAUUGGUCAUUGUAAUCCCUCUGCCCUGCCCUUGUUUCUCAGAGGUGAGGAAUAGUGUUCUUUUUGUGGGCAUGGUGAGCUUUGAAUCAUAAAAUGAAGUUGGUGCUUGUGUGGUGUUUCCUUAGCCUAAAGAAUGAUCUGUUGUUUGAAACCUUUGUAACUUGUUUGUAUGAGUAAAGAAGAGGUGCAAUCCAGUGCUUUUAGAUGGCUUGAUAUACCAAAUAAUGAUAUAGAACAACAUUCUUAUAUGUGCUUCCCCAAGUUUAAAGGCUCUGCAGAAACAGUGAACCUGGUUAAUUACUCAUCCCUGUCCUGUGCUGGGUAGGGCUUCGGGGCAUACACAGGUUGCUAAGGCUGUAGCAGGAAGGGAGCCAGAUUGUGGUCAGGGACCUCAGUACAUCACAGACCCAGGGGCUCUGAUGUCCAGGGCAGGGUCAUACCACAUUACCCAUGUGCUUCCAUACAGUGGUUUCUGAAAUAUUUUUAAGGAGAUGAAAGGAUGGUUUGGAGUUCAGACUGUUAGUAGAAACCAUCUGGAAGCUUUUCUCUAUGCCUUUUUGUGAUCCUGCCAUUAAGAUGAUGUGCACAGACUGUCCUGAUUUUAGGCCAGGAUCUUCUGCACCACGUGGUUUAAGCCUUCCGGCUGAGUGGAGCUGGGCAAGUGGAGUUGGAGGCAGGCAUGUCCUCCUACCUCCAUUAUGCCCUCCCCCAUCAGUCAACACUCAUUUAACAAAUAGAGUUCAGCUGCCUCUGAGCCAAUCCUGGAACCAUAAUAGGCUCAGAGUGAGUCAGCUGUUUGAGCCCAAAGCUGUGCAGUCAGGCAUCCUAACUGAGCUACGCAAGCCAAUAUGUGGGUCUUGGUACAUAAGGCUUAUAGCUAGGAAAGCUCUAGUUUUGGGGAUGAAAUAAAUAAAUACUGCUUUUCCUGAACACUUAUCUUGGUGACAGGGUCUAGAAUGGACCAUGACAUAGAAAUUAGACAUAGAUGAAAAGUUUUGGAAAAACUUUGUUAUUAACAGUGAGAAUAGGAAGGAAAGGGCACAUCUUUGCCUUUUCCCUGGUUAUACUGCAGUUUCAGGAUUGAGUGAGGCUGACAAAAAUGAACACCUCACCCCCCCGUGUCACUGUUCUGACUUAAGCCCUUAACUGAUAGUCAACGAGCUGUAAAUCCCUUCCCCAAAUUGCCAGAUUGAAAUCCUGCUGAACGUUUUAUUGAGUAAUGGCAGGCUAGUUGCUGCUAGGCACACCUGGGUAGCCGUGCACCUGGUGUUGGACCUGCUUAUGCCAUUAGAUGCUCAGGAUUGGGCGCAAGGAACCCCUCCUUUCUGGUACUAAAAUUUAGUGUUCUGAAUGUCUUAAAUGAAAAUGGGGGUAAGGAUACACACCCGUAAGGUUGAGCUGUGCGUUGCUCCUGUCAGGCAGACAUUAAGGGUAUGGAGGAAGAGAGCUGGCGUCAUUUGUUAUCUACACUUGGGCUGGCUUGUGGAGAAGGGCUGAUCUUUUUUAGUUCUACAUUCCUUCACUUUUUGUUUCUUUCCUGUUUUUCAUUCUCGAAUUUGUUGCUUUGUGGGGACUAAGACCUAGGGAUCAUUUGAGAAGCUGAAAAGUAUCUUUUCUGACUAGUUGCCAUGAUUUUGCUUGAUCGUGAGUCAGUGGAAAUGGCAUAGGGACCAGUCUACUAAUCACUCAGAGGGGUAGUAUGCUGCUCCUUUACUCUGUGGUCUUGGCAGCAAGCCUUGGCCUCCAUCUGAGUCUAGUUCUGUGUCCUGUCCCAUGAUCUGGGCCCUGGUAUUCUCUCUCACAGCAUCUUAACUGCAUUCUCACUGAGGCAGAGGGUAAACAGAACAAGACCAGAGUGGCCCAUUGUUUUCCUGGCUAGAGAAGCCAGCUACCAACGUGAAAGCAGCUUGAGGCUGGCUGGACACAGGUCCUAGGCCUAUCCCAGGUGGAGCUUUCAUCACAAAACAGUGCUCUAUCUCCACCUGGCCAUAGAUGCUAAACCUUGGCCAUGGCUCAGGCCUCUACUUGGUAGCUGUGUCCUUACCACUGAUUUGGCCAAGGUUGAAGACUUCCAAAUACUCUCCUCAUUCCAAAUACCCCAUCUCAUCUCCAAGCCCUGAUGGGACCUUCCAUUUACUUUGGGCCUCAUGCGCUCUGGGGAAGCUUUUUAUGAGAGCCAAUGUGGUGUCUUCCAUGGGUCUCUUCUUGCUGCCAGGAACUAGCCUCCUGGGUCCUCUUGGGCCAAGAAUUGCAUCUGGGCAAUUCCUGGUUUUCAAGUUGGUCUCUUGUCAGUUAAGACUCCAGAGUGGUCCUCUGUGAGGCUUUAGUGGCCUCAAAGCAGCUGGGCCCUCUGCUGCCAACUGCUCAGCCUUGCUCCAGCUCCAGCCACUUGUGACAACCUUGUUUCCUUACAAAUUCCAGCAUGUGACUUUGGUGCCCUGUUGUUACUUGUGAAAAACCUAUUCUGUUGUCUUUGAUGUAGUCAAAAAAAUUCAUGUAGUUUACGUAAAAAUAUCUGAUUCACAAGGAAGCCAACUAUAUGUCUUGUGUUGGGACAGUUCAUAAUGUAGAUCCUAGACCACUUUUGCAAAUUGUUCUUGUCACCAGAUGUGUUCAGACAUUGCUGUGCAGUUGUAGGGGAGGGUGGGGGGAAGGUGGGGAGAUACUUUUUGGUCUUUUUGUUUUUUACCUUCCCCAAGAGGGGACUGUUUGACCAACUUGCUCCAGUAAUGCAAUAAAGACAUUGCAAUAAAGUA